This is a messenger RNA of Protomyces lactucae-debilis, 519 nucleotides long. Its product is annotated as ESCRT-II complex subunit-domain-containing protein. NCBI's taxonomy places the organism in Eukaryota, Fungi, Ascomycota, Taphrinomycetes, Taphrinales, Protomycetaceae. The record is from RefSeq and is a predicted model, not a curated record. Gene Ontology annotation, biological process: protein transport to vacuole involved in ubiquitin-dependent protein catabolic process via the multivesicular body sorting pathway. Gene Ontology annotation, molecular function: protein homodimerization activity; structural molecule activity. Gene Ontology annotation, cellular component: ESCRT II complex. The transcript has a single exon. The annotation marks the transcript as partial.
CUCGAGCUGCCACAGAUCCACAGCUUCCCGCCGCUCUUUACAAGGCAGCCAAAUCAAGAGACCUUCAUCUCUCAGCGCGCAAGCUGGAUUGCCUUGAUUCUCUUCUACUACAAAGCCAAACGGCUGCAUCAGCUACCCAUUACGGAAGAAACGCUCGAUAAUGAGCUCUUUCACAACCAAGCCAUUGGACGGCGCCUCAAGCUAGAGACGUUGCGAGAAAUCAUUGAAGAGAUGGUGCAGCAAGGCUCUGCCAUUUACACGAGCAAGGCCAAAACAGGAGCCUAUAUCUACUGGCGGCGGCCAGAGGAAUGGGCAGCACGGCUGCAGAAAUAUAUUGAAGACACGGGCCAGACUGGCAGCGUCUUGACGGUGUAUGAACUCACGCAGGAAGAUCGUGUUGCAGAUCAAGACUUCUAUCAGCUUGAUCCGGCCAUCUUGAGGAGCGCUAUACAGGUGCUUGCCAAGAAGGGCAAAGCGCAAAUGAUGAAGGGCAGCGAUGGGGAAGAGGUAGGAAUCAAG